This is a messenger RNA of Python bivittatus (Burmese python), 5284 nucleotides long. NCBI's taxonomy places the organism in Eukaryota, Metazoa, Chordata, Lepidosauria, Squamata, Pythonidae. The record is from RefSeq and is a predicted model, not a curated record.
GCACGUUCUCUCCAUCGGGUAACACGAUUUGACUGUGAACAUAGCAGGAAGGGGGAGGGGGUUAUAUCGUCCCACUCGCGAUCGCACGCUUCAUAAAUUGACUAAUGUCUCAACAUACAAUAGCUUCUGGAAACAGAAGAUGACUGUAACAAAGAUGAUUAAAAAUCAGUGAAGUAAAACUGCCAGAAUUGUGAAAUAUGGAAAAUAUUGGAGAUAUUUCAACUAUUCCCAUAAUGGAGAAACAACCAGUUAUAUUAGGAAAUCAGAAUAGUGGAACAAUGUCAGGCACAGCACCUGCUCUUUAUGUUCUUGUGAAGCAGAGCACUGGAAAACCUGACCCAGGAACCUUGAUUUCAAAUCAAGAUAAUGGCAGUCUUCUCAGCAGUGCAGCAAUGCCAAUGAAAUCUAAGACAAAGACGUACCUUCCAGCUGAUUGCACUUCAGGAAACAUCACUGUUAUUCUGGACAACAAUAAUAUGUGGAAUGAAUUUUAUCAUCGCAGCACAGAAAUGAUUUUGACCAAACAAGGGAGACGAAUGUUUCCAUAUUGUCGAUACUGGAUAACAGGCCUAGAAUCAAACCUCAAGUAUAUCCUAGUCAUGGAUAUUUCUCCUGUUGACAACUUCCGCUAUAAAUGGAAUGGCCAUAGUUGGGAGCCCAGUGGAAAGGCAGAACCCCAUGUGCUGGGAAGAGUAUUUAUUCAUCCUGAGUCUCCUUCUACUGGUCAUUACUGGAUGCAUCAACCAGUAUCCUUCUAUAAAUUGAAGCUUACUAAUAACACACUGGACCAGGAAGGGCAUAUCAUUCUACAUUCCAUGCACCGCUAUUUACCCCGAUUACACCUGGUGCCUGCUGAAAAAGCUACAGAGGUUAUCCAGUUGAAUGGUCCUGAUGUCCGUACUUUCACUUUUCCACAGACGGAAUUCUUUGCUGUGACUGCCUAUCAGAACAUUCAAAUUACACAGCUAAAAAUAGACUAUAAUCCAUUUGCUAAAGGAUUCAGAGAGGAUGGCUUGAGUAGUAGACUUCAGCGUGAUGUGAAGCAAAAUGGUAGCUCAGAGCAUGAAGGCAAUAGUGUUACUAGUUCUCCUAACAAUCAUAGACAUCUCCCUGAAGGGAAUAUUUUGGAUCCAGCACAGAGAGGACUAGACCCAUCACUGAGUGGGAUAUGUGACCCAGAUCUGGAGAGAGAAUCCUUUAGUCCAUAUCAUGACUUCUUACAUUUUAUGGAGACAGAUGUGCAUACAGGUGAUGAUCGAGGAUUAAAGGAAGAAGCAUCAGAAAGUCCAAUAUCUAGCCCUUGUCAAAGAAUGUCAUAUGUGACACCCCAGCUCAAUCCAAAGGGAGGAAUAAAUGUGUCUGUUAAAGAAGAACCAUUAGAUAACUAUGAAUAUGGACCUCUUACUUGCAUGGAAGGGAUAAGUGUGAAGCAGGAAGAAACCAACAACAUUGCAGAAGAAUAUUGCAAUAGUGAUGACUCCAUAUUGGAGCAGCAGCUGGAGAAAUAUAGUGAAAUAGGCAAAAUGGAUAUUGACUCCCACAAGGAACAACAAAUAAGCCAAUUGGGUGUUGCCAGAGCAAAAAUGCUAAAAUUGGAUAGUGGGAAGAUGCCUGUGGUUUACCUAGAACCCUGUGCAAUCACCAGAAAUACAGUGAAAGUCUCUACUCUUUCACAGGCCUUACUAUCAGCUUCUAAGAAUGAAAAGUCUCCACUGAUUCAUUCAUUAGAUUCUUUCCCUGCUCAUUUUGAAAAUAAUGGUAUCUCUAGCCCUUUUGCAGCCAAGGAAACAGAGAAGAUUACAACUGAUAAAAUGGUAUCUGAAAAUACAGCACCACAAAUAUCUUCAGAAAGAGAUGUGCUAUGGAGAAAUACUGAAACAUACAGCAGUCUCACUACAACAGAGAAAGAAUCCAGUUGUAAACUCAAGGCCACUGCCACCAGCACCCCUUCUUUAGCUAAAGUUAUCUUUGAUGAGCAAAAGACAAAUGUGCUGAAGACUCAUAUUUCUGACAAGAGUAUUGUGGGCAAUCAAAAUGUUGGGGUGUCAGGCCCAAGGAAAAGAGGAAGACCACGGAAAAUAAAGUUAUCUGAAGCUGGGACACCAUCUAAAUACAUUACAAAGUCCAUCAUAACCAGUAAUGAUGCCUCUUUGGAAACUGGUACUACCCAUUUGGAUGUUAAACCUGAUCUUGAGGAUGUGGAUGGAAUGCUCUUUGUAUCAUUUGUAUCCAAGGAAGCCCUUGAUAUCCACACUGUUGAUAGAGCUGAAGAAAAAGAAUUGCAAAAUACACUGAACAAUUCACUGGUUACAUGUAAUCCAUGCACUGAUUCAGAUGGUCAAAGAAUACAACAGCUGGAAAAAGAAUUGUUAGAAGAUUUGAAGUCUUUUAAGUACAAACAAGUAAUACAUCCAAGUCUUCAAGAAGUGGGUUUAAAAUUGAAUUUUGUGGACCCAACAAUGAGCAUUGAUCUGAAGUAUUUGGGUGUGCAGUUGCCAUUAAGUUAUUCAGGUGAAUAUACUUCAUGGAAAAAUGUAGGAACUGAUUCCAGUUCUGCUGAUGCUGGACUUCACUUUAUUUCGAGGACUGGAAAGACAAAUGACAUCACAAAAAUAAAGGGUUGGCGAGGAAAAUUUCAUAAUUCUUCAAAAAAUGAAGGCAUCAUUUUAGAGGGCUUGUUGAAGAAUCGAUCUGCCUUCUGCAGUGACAAACUUGAUGAAUACUUAGAAAAUGAAGGAAAGCUGAUGGAAACAAGCAUGGGAUUUUCUCCUAGCACAUCUAGUUCUCCUGUGGUUUAUCAGCUUCCAACUAAAAGCACCAGCUAUGUACGAACAUUAGAUAGUGUUCUAAAAAAGCAAUCCACCGCUACUAAUUUGAGUUCUUAUACUUCCAAGCCUCUUGGUUUACCUUCUAUUUCUAAAAAGAAAAAAGAGAAAGUUAAGAAUAAGAAGCAAGUAGUCUCAAGAGGCAAAGAAAAAUCUCCCCACAAAGGUAUAAUAGGUUUAUCUGUUGCAAAAAAGCAGAAACGCAAAGUAGCCUCGGAAGAGAAAGCUUCUAAAUCUCAGCCAAAUGAUCAGACAGUUAAUGAGAAAGAUGCUUUAAUGGGCACAGAGGAAAAUUUGCAGAGCAAACAGAUCACUGUGCGUCAGGUGCAGCAGCAACAUAGUAAUCGCUUGCCAACUUUAUCCAAGACUCAAUUGAAACUGCUGGAUUUAGAAGAUUGUGCAUUGUGGGAUGGUAAACCACGGACAUAUAUUACUGAGGAACGAGCUGAACUAUCUUUGACAAUUUUGCUGACUGCUCAGGCUUCACUCAAAAACAAACCUAUUCACAAAAUAAUAAAAAAGAAAGCACCACCAUGCAACAAUGAUUUUUGUCGGCUUGGGUGUGUCUGUUCUAGUUUGGCUCUUGAAAAACGUCAGCCAGUGCACUGCCGCAAACCAGAUUGCAUGUUUGGAUGUACUUGCCUGAAAAGAAAAGUAGUCUUAGUUAAGCACAAAAAGAUCCAGGAAAAGCCUUUGCAUGGGAAGCAUAGAUUAUAUCAUGAAAGAAACCAGGAACAACAAACAGAUGUAACAGCAAAAGAUGAGCAAGAAAAAAUGAAACUAAAAGAUAAGAAGAGGAAAAAGAAGGUUGAAUAUACUAUUUGUGAUACAGUGCCAGAAAAACCUGUUAAGAAUUUUCCAUUGUGGGUAAAAAAAGAUGGAGAGAUGGAUCCAGAACCAAUUUACAUCCCAACACCAUCAGCUGUUGAGGCAACAAAAACUGUGAUGCCACUUAUUCCAGAGAUCUUACCAACUGAUAAUAAGCCUGCAGCAAGUGAAGUUAAUUCAAUGACCAGUGGAGUCAAGCCAGCACGAGUUUAUACCCCUAGACCCAAUCCAGUGUGCCAACUUUUGGAAUGCUGCCUCCACAUGCUACUCAAUAGUCAAAUGCUUCUCUCAGCCUGAAGAGUUGUAUGCUCCUAAUAUAGCGCAUUACAGAGCUUCAAUGUAGUACUUUAAUCAAAGUCGUUGGGAUUGAAUUUUAGGAGUAUGAUAGUAAAUUGCAUUUUUGCAGUUGGAAUUUAGGUAGGGGAAGAGAUAGCCUCAAUGGAUAUGUAAGUUGGUCAGUGUAAAAGAAAAAAGUGGCAAUUUUAAAAAUGUGGUUUAAGGAAUUGGACUCUGAGGUACCACUUACAUAAAUGGAAAUAAAUGUGAAUAAAUAGAUUCUUAGAAGCUAGCAUUGGAGAUCCACAUAAUAAAAGGGAAAUGACUUCCGCAUUGUUUAACUUGGCAACAUGGUGAACAAAAUAAAUUGUUUAUAUUUAUAACCAAUAUAAAUAUGCAUGAUCUUAACGUGCUUUUUAAAAAUAAAUGUUGUUUGGGAAAUACAAAUGUGAAAAAUACCUUUAUUUCAGAAAAUGUUAAGAUCAACAGUGAUUCAAAUGAAAUGUGAAUGUAGUAGGUAACCACCUUAAAUAUGUAAGUAUAUAAAGCUUGAGUCUCAAUUUUGAGGGCCCUGCAGGUUCACUGUAUAUUGGAGUAUAUUGUGAGUAUUUUCAUAAAAUGCUGCAGUGGAACGAGGUUUACAAAUUUUUGUUUUUGCAGAAGAGCUAGUAAGACUGAAAAUCAACAAAAAUUAUGCUUUAAAAGCUUGCGUAUCAUUUGGGAAUGGAGCCACAAAUACAAAAAUGCCCCUUUAAAUUCAUAGUUUGUAGUUUUUGUGUGCAGUCCCAGGAUAAAGAAGACACUAGGAUUAUUUUAGGAAAUCUGUAGCUUGACUAGAAAUUUGAUGGGUGUUAAUCUGCCCAUUUCUAUUCUCAAUCAUUUUGUUUUACUGUUCAUUCUGAAGUAUUCUUUGUUAUGUAGUUUGUUUUCUCUUUAGGGUUUUUUUUUUUACCCUUUACGUUAAAUAAUUAUUGCACUUCAUAAUUGCCUAUAAUCCAGAACAGUGCUUUCUUUGAUAAAUAUACUGGCAGUUUGUGUAAGUGAUUUCAGGUCUUUAUGAAGAGUUACUAAAUUUCUUAUAUCUCCAAUAAUAAUCUAUGUAGUUUUCCUUGGAGGAUUUGUGAUUAUAUAACUACUAUAUUGCUACAUAUUUUAUUUGUAGUACAAAAAAAAAAAACAGGAAAAAAAUACCUGGUUAAAUUAAAAUAAAGAACAAUUUUAACCAACAUAAACCCCACCCUGCAUUGCUGGUCAGUGUCAGUAAAUGUUAUCCUCCCCCCAUCCCAUCCCCCUGCCCCCCACAUUAUUGGUCGGUGCCAGUGGCCAUUCUCCUACUUGAGGGGCAACCACACAGC